AUGCUGCUUUGGAUUGUUCUGCUGAAUGCGGCUCUUUGUGUUGCUAGUGGAAAUGUUACAAGGGACGUUUGUAAGGAGCAGAUAUGCUCUUGCAACGAGAUAGAGGGAGAUCUGCACAUAGACUGCGAAAAAAGGAGCUUCACCACUCUGCAGCAUUUGACUGGCCCGAGCUCGCAGUUUUAUCACUUGCUGUUGCACGGGAAUUCUCUAUCCAGGCUAUUUCCCAACGAGUUUGCCAACUUUUACAACGCUGUGAGCUUGCAUUUGGAAAACAAUGGUUUGCACGACAUUGUCCCCGGCGCCUUUCUGGGGCUGCAGCUGGUGAAAAGGCUGCACAUCAAUAACAAUAAGAUAAGAUCAUUCAGGAAGAGUACAUUUCUGGGGUUAGACGACUUGGAAUAUCUCCAAGCUGAUUUCAAUCUAUUGAGGGAUAUUGACCCCGCCGUUUUCAGGGACCUAAAUAAACUUGAAGUGUUAAUACUUAACGACAACCUCAUCAGUGCGCUACCUAUAAACGUGUUUCAACAUGUGCCCAUUACGCAUCUCGACCUGCGGGGAAACCGAAUCAAAACGUUGCCUUAUGAGGGGAUCCUUGAACAAAUACCGGGCAUUGCGGAGGUUUUGUUGGAGGACAACCCGUGGGACUGUAACUGCGACCUGGUUUCUCUUAAGGAAUGGCUGGAGAACAUACCGCAUAACGCGCUUAUUGGGAGUGUGAUAUGCGAGGCUCCCACCAGGCUGCAAGGGAGCGACUUAAACGAGACGUCAGAAGAGGAUCUGUGCCCUUCACAGAGCGGCGGCGUGGACGCCAGCCUGGUCGCCCCUCCCACCCAGGAGGAGACCUCGGAGCCUGUGGCCCAUGGCCCGCGUCCCACGCCUUACAAGCCCAGUGGAGAUGCCAGCGGGCCCCCGACACCUGGCGUCCACGGACCCAAGAGCCGCUCCAAAUCUCGUGAGAACUGGCAGCUGAAAACUAAGCCCACUCCAGUGGUGACAGGUGUGAACGGGGAAAGAGAGCAGCUGCACAACGUGACAUGCCCCCGGCCGUGCAACUGCAAGCUGGUCGGCUCCAGACAAGGGCUGGGGGUCAACUGUGAGGGUAAAAAGAUCGAGAGCUUAUCCAACCUCAAGCCUAAGCCCCUGUCCGCUCACGAAUUGAACAUGAGAGAUAACAACAUACACGCAGUGAAAAAGAACCAGCUGCUCGGCUACUCCAGCCUCAACCUGCUUGAUCUGGGUGGGAACAACAUCAAGGUGAUUGACAACAGCACUUUCCAAAACCAGAGCGAGCUGAGGUGGCUGUAUAUGGAUAAGAACUAUCUGGAUACGCUGAUGGCAGAGAUGUUUGUGGGCCUUGUGAAUCUGGAAUAUCUCAGUUUGGAAUACAACGACAUCCAGCUGAUAGUGGCAGGUGCGUUCAGCCCCAUGCCAAAUCUGAGGGUUCUGUUCCUCAAUAACAACUUGCUGAAAUCUUUACCUGUGGAUGCUUUCCUUGGGAUUUCUUUAUCCAAAAUUAGCCUGCAUAAUAAUUAUUUCCCCUAUCUCCCUGUGGCUGGCGUGUUAGACCAGCUCAAUUCAAUCAUACAGAUCGAUUUGCACGGGAAUCCGUGGGAUUGCUCGUGCAACAUCGUGCCCUUCAAGCAGUGGACGGAGAAGCUCGGGGUCGAUGUGAUAGUGAGUGAUCUCAAGUGCGAGUCCCCUGAACAGUUUUGGAAACGAGAUUUCCGCUACGUCCGGAACGACCUCAUGUGCCCCAAACUCUAUGACAGAAUCUCCCCCACCCCAAUAUCCAAAAACAGCACUUUCACCCUGGACUCGGGGACGCGCUCAAACUCUUAUUUGGAGCCGAACAGGGUCUCCAUCUCGGUGCUCGUCCCCGGGUUGCUGUUGGUGUUUGUCACGUCCGCUUUCACUGUUGUAGGAAUGCUUGUCUUUAUUUUGAGGAAUCGAAAGAGAUCAAAGCGGAGGGAUGGAAACUCGUCCGCCUCGGAGAUCAAUUCCUUACAGACAGUGUGUGACUCCUCUUAUUGGCACAGCGGGCCUUAUCACGCAGACGGGGGCGCGCACCGGGGCUUCGACUGCAGCACGCACCUCUCCACAACAAACGAUGCGUAA
This is a messenger RNA of Toxotes jaculatrix (banded archerfish), 2115 nucleotides long. Its product is annotated as SLIT and NTRK-like protein 1. Gene Ontology annotation, biological process: axonogenesis; regulation of presynapse assembly; positive regulation of synapse assembly. The transcript has a single exon. The record is from RefSeq and is a predicted model, not a curated record. Gene Ontology annotation, cellular component: GABA-ergic synapse; glutamatergic synapse; postsynaptic density membrane. Gene Ontology annotation, molecular function: protein binding. Bases 1 to 2115 code for a protein of 704 amino acids. Lineage: Eukaryota; Metazoa; Chordata; Actinopteri; Toxotidae.